GUGACCUGCAUCUUCAGCGUAGCGAAGGCAGGGCUGUACGCCUGCCAGGACUUCAAGUUCAUGGCUAAAGCGGCCACCCUGGUUUUUGCUGCCGUGUUCCUCCCCGUGGUGCUCAUCGCACGCUUUAUCUUCGUUAGCGCAACGGCGCUGUACGUGGCCUCUGUCCUGCCAAGCUGGGUCCUGACCAUAGUGUUUCUGUGGCGUCUUCAGAAGAACUGCCAAAAGAUGCUUCUGGCGGGCUCCGGCCAACCCGCAGUGCACGAAGUGAGCAUGGGCCAGAUCUAG
Molecule: messenger RNA, 285 nt
Organism: Symbiodinium pilosum
Lineage: Eukaryota; Dinophyceae; Suessiales; Symbiodiniaceae
Source: the annotation of a GenBank genome assembly